AAUGAUUUGAACGGAUGUUCACAAGCAUUGGAAGUGAACAGUGAUUUGCCAAAGAAUGUGGCCCUAAAUGACGACACUUUACUCAAUAGCAUAAAGUUUGUGUCAUUAGAAGACAAUGAAAAUAACGAGAACAUGGAUUUGACAGAAACGGAACAGAUAUUAAUGUUAUCUUAUAUAAGAUGUUAUCAACGAAUUGGUUCGCCUUCUGAUGAGCUCUUAAGCGAACAAUUGGACUCUUAUUUAGCAUUUUUGAUCUCAAAGUCGAGAAUUUGGUCCGUUUUGACGAAUUGUCUUCUUAUGAGAAGUUUACUCGAAAAGGAUAAGAGAAGACGAGUCGAGCGUUCAAUGUCUCAAAUCAAUGAAUUGGUUGAUUGCGUUCGAGAAUCACAUCUAAAUUCGGUUCAAACCAUUCAAAGAUCACAACAUUUCUAUUCAGUCCUUCCGAAUCCCUUUUGGAUAACAGAGAGAUAUUUGGCUAAUGUUUUGGUAUCUCUUGGAGUCAACAAAUCGGCGUUAGAUAUAUAUAUGAGACUCAAUUUAUGGGAUGAUGUCAUCGAUUGUUACCAAAGAAUCGGUCGACGAGACAAAGCGGAGGCUAUAAUAAGGGAUCAAUUGAAGGAUAAAGAGACACCACUUCUAUAUUGCCUUUUAGGCGACACAACCGAUGACUUAGAAUAUUACGAAAAGGCGUUGCAGUUGUCGGACCGCAAGUUUCCCAGAGCUCACAAGGCUUUAGGGAAUCAUUAUUUUAAUUUAAAACAAUAUUCCGAAUCCAUUCCUCAUUUCCAACAAUCUGUUGCUUUCAAUUCAAUGCAAAUCGAUGUCUGGUUUCGGUUGGCAUUCGCAGCCAUGUCUACCGAAGACUAC
Messenger RNA from Medioppia subpectinata, 867 nucleotides. NCBI's taxonomy places the organism in Eukaryota, Metazoa, Arthropoda, Arachnida, Sarcoptiformes, Oppiidae. The record is from the annotation of a GenBank genome assembly.